This is a messenger RNA of Alligator mississippiensis (American alligator), 2815 nucleotides long. RefSeq names its product F-box protein 7 (gene FBXO7). The record is from RefSeq and is a predicted model, not a curated record. The transcript is spliced from 9 exons. Gene Ontology annotation, biological process: positive regulation of autophagy of mitochondrion; autophagy of mitochondrion. Gene Ontology annotation, molecular function: protein kinase binding. Lineage: Eukaryota; Metazoa; Chordata; Crocodylia; Alligatoridae. Bases 4 to 1599 code for a protein of 531 amino acids.
GCCAUGAAGCUCCGCGCCCGGCUGCAGAAGCAGACGGCUCCGCUCGAGGUGGGGGGGGCGGAGCCAACACUGGGGGAGCUGCGCGCGCACCUGUGCCAGGCCGUGCUGCCCGCGUGGGGGUACAGUUCUGAUACCCAGUUUGCAAUAACAUUGAACAACAAAGAUGCCCUUACUGAAGACCAGGAGACCCUGGCUUCAUAUGGAAUUGUUUCAGGGGAUUUGAUAUGUUUGUUACUGGAAGAGACCAAUGCAGCACACAGCCUAUCUCCACACUCGUCUUCACCUCCUCCCCAGCUCCAGAAUAAUCAUGAACUGUCCACCUUGAACAUCAGCCAAGGUCAGAUCAGCAGUUCAGAAGAAAGCAGGCAGAAUGGACCAUCUGAAGACCAUAAAGCUCCAAGCGAAGAUGAGAAGAAUGAUGAUAUUGAUAUGGCAGGACCCAGCCUAGAGUUUGCCUCUGGGCUAGUCCCAGAUGAUGUGGAACUGGAGGAAGGUACCGGUUCCUAUCCCUCUGAACCAAUGCUGUGCAGUGAAGCUGUGGACGGGGAAGUGCCACAUUCCCUGGAGACUCUCUACCACUCUGCUGAAUGUACCAGUGCUAUUGAUGCCUUGAUUGUUCUGGUACAUGUUCUCAUGAUGGAGACAGGAUAUGUACCUCAGGGAACUGAAGCAAAAGCAGUGUCGAUGCCUGAGAAAUGGAGAGCCGGUAGUGUCUAUAAACUACAGUACACUCACCCAUUAUGUGAAGAUGGCUCUGCUGGUUUGACUUGUGUGCCUUUGGGAGAUCUUAUUGUCAUAAAUGCAACUUUAAAAAUCAACAAAGAAAUUAAAAGUGUGAAGAGAAUACAGCUGUUGCCAUCAUCAUUCAUUUGCUUUCAGGAACCAGGAAAUGCUGCAGGGGUAUACAGAGAUCUUCAGAAACUAUCCCGCCUCUUUAAAGACCAGCUGGUGUACCCUCUUCUGGCUGCUGCCCGACAAGCUUUGAACCUGCCAGAUGUGUUUGGCUUAGUAGUCCUUCCUCUUGAGCUGAAGCUACGGAUUUUCAGACUGCUAGACAUCCGUACUCUCGUCUCUCUGUCUGCUGUUUGCCGUGACCUCUACACAGCUUCAAAUGACCAGCUUUUGUGGAGAUUUAUAUACCUGCGGGAUUUCCGAGAUCCUAUUGCCAGGCCUCGUGACACAGACUGGAAAGAACUUUACAAGAAGAAACUAAAGCAGAAAAAGGAAGCCCUGAGAUGGCGGCACAUGAUGUUUCUGCCUCCUCCACCACAUCCCAUCCCAUUCCACCCCAGCCCCUUCUAUCCUAACCCCUUCCCUCCCAACCCUUUCUCCCCUAACCCUAUCUACCCUCCAAUGAUCAUUGGUGGUGAAUAUGACCAGAGACCAACGCUUCCGUAUGUUGGAGACCCAAUUAACUCACUCAUUCCUGACACGGGGGAGGCGCCGGGCCGGUUUCCUCCAUUCAGACCACAUUUUGAUCCAAUCGGGUUGCUGCCAGCGCCAAAUCCAACACUUCCAGGACGAGCAGGUCCCAAUGACAGAUUUCCCCCUAGACCCACCCGAGGCCGCCCAAUGGACAUUCGUCGCACAUUCAUGUGACUGCCACUUCUUUUUUUUUUUGAUGGGUUUUUAAAUUUUAGUUCCUGAGCUUGCUUUCUAGCUGCAGGAGAUCUCUACGAUUAUGGUGAGAUUGUGUGUGCACAAUGGUGUCUUGACCACAACAGCUGAUUCACUUCAAGAUCUCUGUAGGAAGUUAUGCUGCACCGCCUAGAACUGCCGGCUGUUUCACAAAGAGCUCUGACUUGGGACAGUUUGUGCUGCUGUUUUCUUCUCGCUCUCUAACCAUCUGUGAAGUGCUGCUUAGAGACCAGAAGCCUGCCAGCCUAAUGUUUGCUGCAUCAGAUAAAGAACACUUGAAGCACAAAUCCUGCCUUGUUCUCCGUCUUAUUUUUUGUCUGAAUAAUGAUAUUAAAUGCUUGGGGCAUAGGAGGGUUUUCUUAACCUGCCUGACUAAUAAUCACUCUUGAUGAGAGAAGCCACCUCUUCCACAUGGUGUGAGAUGCUAGAACUGGUGUUUACGUGAUACUCAUGAGUAUUUGAAAUUCUCCCAAAAUAUUCUCCACAGAUUUUGUUGUUGUUGUUGCUUUUUAUUUUUAUUACUUAAAAAGCAGUUUUUAUGUUGGUACUCAAUGCACAAGGAAUACAGGGCAGGGUUUUCUUUACAACAGAGAGAAUGAAACACAAAACAACUUGAUUUACAAAUAGCUGAGUAAAAACAUGCUAUAGUGCAACCCAAAACAGGAGAGAAGCACAAGCAAACAUGUUAAGAAUCUGCAGCAAACCUUAUAAAUUGUGUGUCUUCUCCCACAGACUGAGUUUGCAAAUAAGUAAAUGUAGAAGGUGAACACAUUUGAGGCAGCUUGGGGGGAUGUGCAUGUAUUAAAAUCAGAGCAGGAAUAAGCCUUUUUCAGCUGGCUAAACUAACUAAUAAAAUAGGCUGACCUCUCUGGCUGCAGUGGAGACAGGAUCACAGCAGGAGAGCUAGAAUGACUUCUUACAUGGCCUGGUAUGCGAUUCUAUUACCUCAAUAUUAAAUGAAAUCUUGCAGGCAAGGAAUACAUCUCAGCAUGUGAUAUCGGCACCAGUAAAGACUUCCCAUAUUAAUUAAGGAAGUAACUUAUGGGACUAGCCAAAGCAACUCAACCAAGUUCAUGCCAUGAACGUACAGAUAAUGCAUUGAAGAAAAACUGCAGUAAUUCAUUAUAAAAUGGAUCUGUACUAAAUAUGUAUUAAUAAACAAAUACCUUUUUCCUCA